AUGGAAUUAGAGUUUCAUAGACACCAAUAAUAAUCCACUUUUCAAAGUUCUAAAGAAAGAUUAAAAUAAAUUAAUCAAGUACCUAAUUAAGGGUACUAAAACACACCUUAUAAACAAAGUGGCUUAUUUGCUUUUAAGGAACAGAAAAUUAAAUUUAGAUUUCCUUUAGUGGAUGAACAAAAUUUACAUAAUAAAUAAGACAUAAUUGAGUAAUGUUCUUAAAUCAAAGUAACUGGAAAGCAUAAUUUAAAGACUUAGGCUUUUGCAACCAAGUCUAUCGAGAUUGAGGAAGAAAAUAAAGAGAAUACAAAUAUCAUUCUAAAUGAGCCACCUUUAUGUGAAGUAAGUAAAAUUGCAAUACCUACUUAAACUGGUUUUUUCAAGUAACUUAAUCAACAAAUCUAGUCAAAACUGUAUGAACAACAAUUUUGA
Paramecium octaurelia is the source of this 432-nucleotide messenger RNA. Lineage: Eukaryota; Ciliophora; Oligohymenophorea; Peniculida; Parameciidae. The record is from the annotation of a GenBank genome assembly.